Hippocampus zosterae (dwarf seahorse) is the source of this 4678-nucleotide messenger RNA. It is a transcript of the gene mmel1, whose product is annotated as membrane metallo-endopeptidase-like 1. Gene Ontology annotation, cellular component: plasma membrane. Gene Ontology annotation, molecular function: metalloendopeptidase activity. The record is from RefSeq and is a predicted model, not a curated record. The transcript is spliced from 23 exons. Gene Ontology annotation, biological process: protein processing. The coding region runs from base 18 to 2330 and encodes 770 amino acids. NCBI's taxonomy places the organism in Eukaryota, Metazoa, Chordata, Actinopteri, Syngnathiformes, Syngnathidae.
GAGGCUCCAGUUAGAGAAUGGGCAAAUCAGAAAGCCAAAUGGACAUCAUGGAGAAAUCCAGUAAACCUGGCAAACGUGGCUGGACGGUGGCAGAAAUUGGUCUAUCUGUGCUCCUGCUGCUGGUCAGCUGUGCCCUGGCCGGCCUGGUGGUCCUCUACACAUCCGCGUUGAAAGAACAAUCUCAGCAUUCGAGCGUUUCGCGGAGCUCAGCAGACAUGGGAGGUCAGCUGCGUCACUCCAAACUCGACACCGUGUGCACAACUGCAGACUGCGUUACAGCAGCGUCGCGGCUCCUGCAGAACAUGGAUGCGUCGGUGAAGCCCUGCGAUAACUUCUACCAGUACGCCUGCGGGGGCUGGCUGGAGCGCCACGUUAUCCCCGAGACCAGCUCGCGUCACAGCGUCUUUGACAUCCUCAGGGACAAACUGGAGAUUGUGCUCAAAGGUGCUUUGGAGACGCAGAGCGAACAAGACAGAGAUGCCAUCAAGAAAGCCAAAAUCCUUUACAGCUCCUGCUUGAAUGAGAGCCUCAUCGAGCAACGUGAUUCUCAGCCCCUCCUGAGGCUCAUCGACACUAUUGGCGACUGGCCUGUGACUUCUGAUGACUGGAACGCCACCUCUGAAGAAGAAUGGAACCUCGAGGACACUCUGGCCACAAUGACAUCUCGCUUUCACAAGAAGGCGCUACUGGACAUGUACGUGUGGACCGACGACCGGGAUUCUCGGCGCCAUAUUGUUUACAUUGACCAGCCAGGACUCGGGAUGCCUUCAAGAGAUUAUUAUUUCAAUGAUGGAAACUACAAAAAGGUUCGAGAGGCCUACCUCCACUUCAUGGUGGCCAUCGCCAAGAUGACACGGGAGGACAGGAAUCUGACACAGGACGAUGAACGCGUGUGGGAGGAAAUGAUGCAAGUGUUGGACCUGGAGACGGACAUUGCCAACGCCACGUUGCCGGCUGAGGAACGCCAGGAUGUCACUGUACUUUACAACAAGAUGACGCUGAACGAGCUGCAGAGCACAUUCAGCUUUAACGGGUUUAAUUGGAGACGGUUUAUUCAAGGCGUGCUAUCCAGCGUGUCUCUCGAUGUGGAGUUGGAAGAAGAAGUGGUGAUCUACGGCUCGCCUUACCUGGACAAGAUGAACGAAGUCCUCGCCAGACAUAGCGUUCGAACUAUGCAGAACUAUCUCACCUGGCAGCUGGUCAUUGACAGAAUUAACAGCUUGAGUCGUCGUUUCAAAGACGCCAGGGCCCGUUACAGGAAGACUCUGUAUGGAACAACAGUGGAGGAUGCCUGGUGGCGAGAAUGUGUUCGUUACGUCCAGAGCAGCAUGGAGAAUGCCGUCGGAGCGCUGUACGUACGUGAGACUUUUGCCGGAGAAAGCAAACGAAUGGUCAGCGAUCUCAUCGGGAAGAUCCAGACAGCGUAUGUAGAAACACUGGAGGAGCUAAGUUGGAUGGAUGCACCUUCCAAGGAGAAGGCCAGAGAGAAGGCCAUGGCCAUCAAAGAGCAUAUUGGCUAUCCGGAUCACAUUCUGCAGAAGAGUAACCAGAAGCUGGACCAAGAGUAUGCUCACUUGAAUUUUAGCGAGGAACACUACUUUGAGAACAUUCUGGAGAACCUCAAGUCUGAAGCCCACAAGAGUCUCAAAAAGCUCAGAGAGCCAGUGGAUCCCAACUUGUGGAUCAUCGGACCGGCCGUGGUGAAUGCUUUUUACUCUCCCAACAGAAAUCAGAUCGUGUUUCCCGCAGGCAUCCUGCAGCCACCUUUCUUCAGUAAAAAUCAACAGCAGGCUCUGAACUUUGGUGGAAUUGGAAUGAUUAUCGGUCACGAGAUCACACACGGAUUCGAUGACAACGGGCGUAGUUUCGACAAGGACGGCAACAUGCUCAACUGGUGGAGUAAUUACUCUGCGGAGCAUUUCAAGGAGCAGUCACAGUGCAUGGUACAGCAGUACGGCAAGUUCAACUGGAAGCUCGCGGGUGGACAAAAUGUAAGCGGAAUCAGCACUUUAGGGGAAAACAUUGCAGACAAUGGAGGGGUGCGGCAAGCCUACAAGGCUUACCUGAAGUGGGUGGAAACAGAAGGAGAAGAGCCUCGUCUACCCGGUUUAGACAUGGAUCACAAGCAGCUGUUCUUUCUUAACUUUGCCCAAGUUUGGUGCGGUGCAUAUCGGCCGGAAUAUGCCAGCCAGUCCAUCAAGACGGACUCUCACAGUCCGUUGGAAUACAGGGUUCUCGGUUCGCUGCAGAAUUUUGAAGCUUUCUCAAAAGCGUUCCAGUGCCAGAAAGGCAGUCCAAUGAACCCAGAGCAAAAGUGCCGCGUCUGGUAGAAAGUUUUACACUUCGUUUGUCAUAUUUCCUGUGACGGCGGGCUGAAAGGAGACACUGUUUUCAUGCUGACUGUCCUGCAAAAGGCUCAUUUAUUUGAGGUGACACCAUGUACUGAGGUCACUGUUCUCAUAUUUGCAACCGGUGACAUUGUGAGUUCGUGUCAUGGCUUGAAGGUCAACUCACGAAGCAACGCUAACAUUUUGUGUCAAGCAUUUUCUUCUGGGAAUUGUCCAUGCAAAUCUGGAGAGCAGAUCUUUGUGAUUAAUGUUUUCAUUUGAGCGCUGCAGAGUGAAUCACGGCACGCACUCGCAAAAGUAAUGGAAACAUCAGCGGCGACAAGAGAAUUAGUUCCGCCCAGUGAGUUUGCCUAAGUGCAGCAAAUUACCUGAGAGACUUAAGACUUCAGUCUUUGCAGCUUUUACCACAAAUUAACAUUCAAAAUGAGCUGCAGCUUUUAACGAUAAGUCAGCAAAUAUUUCAACUCUGCCUUUUCGGAAGCUUUCUGAGUGCUUCAGACAUACUUCAACUUUAGGGAGUAAUUGUAGUGAAUCAAAAUCGAAAGCACUAGAACAGUUCGAAGAAUCUGUCUGACCCAUGAUUGGUUUGAAUUUUAAUCGAUGGGUUGAGGGGAAAAAAAUCUAUUAAAAUGGUUAACAGUACAACUCAAACAUUUUCAUACAGUACAAGUACCCGUUUUAUGUAGUUAACUGUCAAUUGUAAGGUAAAAACAAUCACUGCUUAAAAGCAAGGUAGCAAACAGAAUUUCCGUUUGCCUUAUCAUAACUGAUUCACCACCAAAAAAAUGUCACACAAAACCUAGUUUUUGUUACGAUUGGGAGCAGGGCGUUGUGGAUUUCUUGACUAACUUGUGCUUUUAGUCAAAUUUUGAGUCGUCUGUGCAUGGACCUGUCGAGUUCUAAGAGUCUGUUGUGUAUUCAGGUUUGGUAACUGACUACUUUUUAAAUCGUAAAACAAGUGAAACAUUGAUUGUAGCCAAGAUGUCGUACAAAAAAAACAACAACAAAAAAAUAACAACUGCUACUACUACUUCAACAACAACAGCAAACAACAACUCUUGCGCUAGUUAUCGCAAGGAUGGCUUUUGGGGAUAAAUUUCCUCCCUGCCGUCAUUAACAUCCCUUGUCGCUUAUUAAUUGUUGAUUCACAUCAAAAAACAUCAACUACAAAGGACAACAAAAACAACUGCCUACGAUUAUAAAAAUGGUGUCACUAAAGACACCUGAACUGUACCAAUGUAUAGAAAAAAAAUGCUUUAUUCGAUUUUAAGUACCGCUUUUGGGGAUAAAGUCCCUUUGUCGUCAUUACCAUUUUCAUUGUUGGCUUAUCAUCGCCAAUUCCCAAAGAAAUGUCAAAGCAGCAUAAAAAAAUUAAGCAGACUAUGACUGUCUUGUUUAGUCCCGUUUUUGUUAGAACUGGGAUUGGGGAUUUCAAGAUUCUACUUUCCAAUCAUCCGUGUAUCCACUGUAUUAAAAUAUAUAAUAAUAGUAAUCAUAAUGGCAGUGUUUUUGAAGCACUGUUAGCAUCUUCUCUCUGCUUCAACUACUGCAUAUGAGAUGACAAGGCUACAUUUGUCAAAUUAGUACAACAAGACUAAGCUAAUACCUGACUCUUUGCCUUUCGGACACAAGCAAUUACACAUGAUGGGUGGAAUGAUCAGGCACAAGCCAGCAGAUGACGCUCAUAUUGAUUUAAUAGAGAUGAAAGGACCCCGAGGCCUUGUGACUGCCAAUAAGAACCUGGACGAAUGGCGCUGGGACUGUUAUUUUCUAUCUUUAUUAGCCAGUAAUGGAAGGAGAAUCAAAGCCGAGCAGAGGAGGAGGGGUGAGAGCGUGUAGAGUGGGGUGAUCAAUGUUGCUUCUGUGCUACAGAGAGCUUGCAAGCAAGUAAGAAAGAAAGAAGAAUGACAUUCAGGAUGCCUUGUGACCGUUUUAUCUGAAUGUGCUCUAUUCUACAAUAUAGGUAUUAGAUAUAAAUAGGUGUUAGUGUCUUUGUUUGAUGUUCUAUACAGCAUCACUUACAUAGAGACGCAUCAGGUUAUAUCCAAAUGGUGAAAGUGUGUUGUUAGGACCAGCCACAUACUUUUUUUUUUUUUUUGCUAUAGUAACACACAAUAUACAGUACCUCCAACGGAACUACAGUAUAUCUGAAAAUGUAAGAGGAAUUUAUUUAUCAUUUUAUGAGAUUGCAUUGUUGCUUUGCCAGAUAGAAAAAGGUAUCAUAAAAUCAUGUUUUAUGAAUGCUUGUGCUGUUGAUUUGAUUUCUACGACUGCUAUUUUUGUGAUGCUACUCUGUAACAAUUGCCAUUAAAGUGAAUGUCCCAACAAAA